GUUGGACCUCUCAAUUUCUCCUCCCCCAGAUGGAUGCGCCAGUCCCGAGCCGACCGCUGCUGCUUUUGUGGUAGAGCCUGCAGUGCAGUGCAGUGCACACCAGACCAGACCAGACCAGACCCUGAGCUCUGGGAGCUUCGUCUCCUGUUCCCCAGCCAGACCAGCCCGCCCUCACAUCUCGCUCGACCACGGCCCGCCGGGUGAGCCGUCACCCACCUGCACCCUGCCCACAUGGCGACCUCGACAGCUGCAGAUUCGCCCGCAGCCAUAGUGCCUGCCCGGGUCGGCUUCCUGGCCAUCUUCAACCCCAGCCUGGGCAACACGGACGAGACACUGGACGACCAGAUCGUCUACUACUCAUCCGUCGACACCCAGACUCAGAAACGGAAACGUCAUCGCAAGGCACGCCCCACCGAAAAUGUGUCCCAGGCGGAGCGCAACGAGAGGCUGAGGCAGAUUGGUCUCGCCCAGGGCAUGGUGAGCUUCAGCAAGGACUUCUCAGACAACCAGGCCGUCGACUCGAUCGAGACCGAGAAGACCCGGGUCGUCCUGCACGAGCUGGAGCCUGGCUGGUGGGUUCUUGCCAGCAUUGACCUGACCCGCCUGCCGCUCCCGCCACCCACGUCUUCGAAAAAGCCAGGCGGCCCUGCAGCUUCAGCCGACGACAAGCACGAGCACUCGUCGCGGGAGGUCAAGCCUGCCGCCCUUCUCCUCCAGGACUUGCUCAAGGCGCACGCCGUCUUCCUGCUCCACCAUGACUCGUCCUUGAGCUCAUUGUUCAUGAGGAUCAAGCGGGCCAGGUUUACGACCACUCUGGCGCGGUAUUGGGACCUGUUCCUCUCCACAUGGGACGUCCUGCUCCACGGAAAUCCCGUGCGAAACAUCUUUGGCGGCAUCAAAAUUGCCGCCAGUGGUGAGUUGGGGAUAGGCGUCGGCGAGGAAGAGCGCGGAAGCGGCGAGCGAGAGGUCCUUGAGGGUUUUGCCGAGAGGACCGAAGGCCUGGUCGACAUCAUUGUGUCCAAGUUUGGCGACGAUAAGCCGGACGAGUCUUCUAAAUCCUGGGAGAGGCCGAGACAGGGCCAGCAAGCCCACGCGCAGUGGCUGGGAACCGGCAACGAGCCUGGAGCCGAGGACGGCGCAGUGUUUUUAGGAGUGGGAGCCCUGUCUCGAAAAUCCGUAGCCGACAUCACACACUGGGUCGAGGACAUCUAUGUCUGGGGCGAGGAUGCGUACGGUGUUACCGACAGCCCAAAAGCCACCCGCCAGACAAGGAGAGAGUCCCGGGCGGCGGGAGAACGUCCGGGGAAGGCUGAUCCAGGGGGAGUCCCCAUGCAGCCACCUCCCAGUCUCAUAGGCCCCAAGCGGGCAUCAAAGCCUUCCGCCUCUACACCUCCCCCUCAACAGCGUGAUAGGCCGGCGGCCCCCAAGUCGAGUCAAGAGCCCCCGUCUAACUCGGGCGAGGCGGACUCCGGCGGACUCGAGAAAUACAUGGACUACUUGAAGCUGGGCUAUGGGAAGUAUUGGAGCCUCGGAGGAGACUCUGAGCCCAAGGAUGAGACUGCGGACAGCCCGACAUCACCGAGAAGGCCUUCCAUCAAGGGUGAUGAUUCUGUCGGGCAUUUCCUGAUUGGCCUAACAGGCGAGGUCGAGGAGGGGUGGGUCGACGAUCCCGAGGACAGGCGGUUUGGGGAGCAUGUUUGGGACGAGAACACGAACCCGCGGACGGUCCUGCGGACGGUCACCGUGGAACUGGAGACUGACGUCUCGGAAAAGUCAGAAGUACAGAUGACAAAGGCCCUCGGCAGCCAUGAUACCGAACUCAACUCUUCAAAUGUGAUGACUGGCUCAGCAUUUGACAGCCAGGACAGGAACAAGACACACAAGCUCCGCGUAGUGGUAUAUGUCAUCAGGCCGUUCAUCUUCACAUUCUUAUUCGAGCUCCGGACCGGGUCCCUGGCGUUCGAGGGCCUCUACCGCUCCUUGCACCACCAGAUCGCCCCACUGCGCAAGUCCCUGGGUAAUUCCACGGCUUACAGGCCGGAAAGGCCCGAUGUAGGCAGCGCGUCCGCAGCGAUCUACGAUCUGGUGUGGGACCCCAAAGAGAGGACAGUGCAUUCUACGAUCCCCAACAUUCCCGAGGCGGCGGACUUGUACAGCAGCGAACCGCCCUGGUCGCGUGUCGAAGCGCUGAACACCCACAUGCAAGUCCUGAACCUGUACAAGGCAACGAGGGCCGACCCGUCCGAGCUGGAGCGGACGUGCAAAACGAGCCGCGGAUGGUGGAUUGUCUGGAGCAGGAUCCUACAACCGGAGGCGGACGCGGCGCGUGGGUCGGUCGAUUCCGACGAGCUGUCUUCCGGAGACUCGGGCAGCAAGCACGAUGAGGCGGGUGAGGCGGGCAGCGACGAGGCGACACACUCCUCGUCCCAGACCUCGACUGUCAAGGCGGCACCUUCCAUGUCUGUCAUCAAGGAGAUCUUCCUCAUCCGCAAGGCCAGCGACCACAGCGGGCAUGGUAGGAGUGUGAGUCUCACGAGGGCCGGGGGUGGUGUGGGCUGGGCCGAUGGGGCGAGCCGGCUGGCGCAGGGGAUCGGUGUCGACACCAGGAAGUACAUUGAAGGUUUACUUAGCAUGAAUCGGUAAACGGGAGGAUGGAAACUUCUGAGGGGCCUGAUUGGUGUUGCGGCGGCCGACGAGCUACGUUUACGAACCUUGUCCACUGAGGAGUUCGGCAGCAUAGGCACAUACCCAACGAUGGCGGUGCGGCGGGAAGGGGGCUGUACCGGUGACGAGAAUAUGUGUGUGUGUGUGUAUGUGUGCUCACAUUGUUUUAGCAGUAUCUGGGCAAUCAUCACGUAUACGAAUAAUCAGCAGGACAUUGCACGUC
Molecule: messenger RNA, 2887 nt
Organism: Diaporthe batatas
Lineage: Eukaryota; Fungi; Ascomycota; Sordariomycetes; Diaporthales; Diaporthaceae
Exons: 1
Coding region: 232-2643 (803 amino acids)
Biological process (GO): vesicle-mediated transport
Cellular component (GO): intracellular membrane-bounded organelle; Mon1-Ccz1 complex
Source: RefSeq, a predicted model, not a curated record